This is a messenger RNA of Puma concolor (puma), 2223 nucleotides long. It is a transcript of the gene SLC15A2, whose product is annotated as solute carrier family 15 member 2. Gene Ontology annotation, cellular component: membrane. The record is from RefSeq and is a predicted model, not a curated record. Gene Ontology annotation, molecular function: oligopeptide transmembrane transporter activity. Gene Ontology annotation, biological process: oligopeptide transport; transmembrane transport. Lineage: Eukaryota; Metazoa; Chordata; Mammalia; Carnivora; Felidae.
AUGCUUGAGGAGAGAGAGACUAAGGAGCCAGCUAUGAAUCCCUUCCAGAAAAAUGAGUCCAAGGAAACUCUGUUUUCACCUGUCUCCACUGAAGAGGUACCACCUCAACCCCUCAGCCUCCCAAAGAAGCCACCUCCGAAAAUUUGUGGCUCCAACUAUCCACUGAGCAUUGCCUUCAUUGUGGUGAAUGAAUUCUGUGAGCGCUUUUCCUAUUAUGGCAUGAAAGCUGUGCUGACCCUGUAUUUCCUGUAUUUCCUGCACUGGAAUGAAGACACCUCCACAUCUAUAUACCAUGCCUUCAGCAGCCUCUGUUAUUUCACUCCCAUCCUGGGAGCAGCCAUUGCUGACUCAUGGCUGGGAAAAUUCAAGACAAUCAUCUAUCUCUCCUUGGUGUAUGUGCUUGGCCAUGUGGUCAAGUCCUUGGGUGCCUUACCAAUACUGGGGGGACAAAUGGUACACACAGUCUUAUCAUUGGUUGGCCUGAGUCUAAUAGCUUUGGGGACAGGAGGUAUCAAGCCCUGCGUGGCAGCUUUUGGUGGAGACCAGUUUGAAGAAAAACAUGCAGAGGAACGGACUAGGUAUUUCUCAGUCUUCUACCUCUCCAUCAAUGCAGGGAGCUUGAUUUCUACAUUUAUCACACCCAUGCUUAGAGGAGAUGUGCAGUGUUUUGGGGAAGACUGCUAUGCAUUGGCUUUUGGAGUUCCAGGAUUACUAAUGGUGAUAGCUCUUGUUGUGUUUGCAAUGGGAAGCAAAAUAUACAGAAAACCACCUCCUGAAGGAAACAUAGUGAGUCAAGUUGUCAAGUGUAUCUGGUUUGCUAUUUCCAACCGUUUCAACAACCGCUCUGGGGACAUUCCUAAGCGACAGCACUGGCUGGACUGGGCAGCUGAGAAAUACCCAAAGCAGCUCAUUAUGGAUGUGAAGGCACUGACCAGGGUACUAUUCCUAUAUAUCCCACUUCCCAUGUUCUGGGCUCUUUUGGAUCAGCAGGGCUCACGAUGGACCUUGCAAGCCACAAGGAUGAAUGGGAAUCUGGGUGUUUUUGUGCUUCAGCCUGACCAGAUGCAGGUACUAAAUCCCCUUCUGGUUCUUAUCUUCAUUCCAUUGUUUGACCUUGUCAUUUAUCAGCUGGUUUCCAAAUGUGGAAUUAACUUCUCAUCACUUAGGAAAAUGGCUGUUGGUAUGAUCCUAGCAAGCCUGGCGUUUGCAGUUGCAGCAGCUGUAGAGUUAAAAAUUAAUAGAAUGACCCCACCGCAGCCCGGUCCUCAAGAGAUUUUCCUGCAAGUCUUGAAUCUGGCAGAUGAUGAGGUGAAGGUGACAGUACUGGGAGAUGAAAACAAUACUCUGCUGGAAGAGUCCCUCAGAUCCUUUCAGAAGAUGCCACACUAUGCCCAACUCCACCUAAAUACAAAAAGCCAGGAUUUCCACUUCUACCUAACAUAUCAUAAUCUGUCCGUCUACACUAAACAUUCUGUGGAGGAGAAGAACUGGUACAGUCUGAUCCUUCGAGAAGAUGGAAAAAAUAUUUCCAGCAUGAUGGUGAAGGAUGAAGGAAACAAAACAGCCAAUGGGAUGACAACUGUGAGGUUUAUUAAUACGUUACACAAAGAAGUCAACAUCUCCCUGACUACAGAUAUCUUCCUCAGUGUUGGUGAAGACUAUGGUGUGUCUGCUUACAUAACUGUACAAAGUGGAGAAUAUGCUGCAGUACAUUGUAGAACAGAAGAUAAGGACUUUUUACUGAAUAUGGGUCUACUAGACUUUGGUGCAACUUAUCUGUUUGUUAUUACUAAUAACACCAAUCAGGAUCCUCAGGCCUGGAAGAUGAAAGACACUCCAGCCAACAAACUGUCCAUUGCAUGGCAGCUACCACAAUAUGCCUUGGUUACAGCUGGGGAGGUCAUGUUCUCUGUCACAGGACUUGAGUUUUCUUAUUCUCAGGCUCCCUCUAGCAUGAAAUCUGUACUCCAGGCAGCCUGGUUGUUGACAGUUGCAGUUGGGAAUAUCAUCGUGCUUGUUGUGGCACAGUUCAGUGGCCUGGUACAGUGGGCAGAAUUCAUUUUGUUUUCUUGUCUCCUGCUGGUGGUCUGCCUGAUCUUCUCCAUCAUGGGCUACUACUACGUUCCUAUAAAGCCAGAGGAUUUACAGAAGCCAGCAGAUAAGCAGAUUCUCCAUACCCAAGGAAACGUGAUCAACCUGGAGACCAAGAAGACAAAGCUUUAA